CACAUAAAUGUAUACACACAUAUAUACACUCACACACAUACAGUACUCGUGCACAUGUGUACACACAGAUACCCAAAGGGUCACUCCUAAGCACAUUCCCACUGUAGUCACCCAUACCCCUAGUCCAGGGUUCCAUGUGCCACUGUGCUCUUUCGUGGCCCCGUGGGUGCACAGUCACCUCCUAGAGGCCCGACCCCUCCUGACACUCUCGCUCCUAUGACUGGAUUGUUUUGCUCAUUGCACUUGGCACCCUAUGAAAUGACUGCAUCGGUCCCAGUCCUUGUUGGCGCUCUGCCUCCUCCUACUCAGGGACCUUAUCUGUGGUGUCCCCGGUUCCAGUCCCAAGCUGAUCCUGGGGCAGAGUCCAGGGUGCUCAAGGCUCCUCCGCACACGCCUGCUGAACCCUGAGCGCCUUGAGCCACCGGGAUGGGGUGGGCCCCAGCCUCCGCCAUGAUCCCGGGCCUGGCCCUGCUCUGGGCUGCGGUGCUGGGGGGUGCUGCCCCCAGCCCCCCACGUCUGCGGCUCUCCUUCCAAGAGCUCCAGGCUCGGCAUGGUCUCCGGACUUUCAGGCUGGCGCGGACCUGCUGCUAUGAGGCUUUGCUGGUGGAUGAGGAGCGCGGACGCCUGUUUGUGGGUGCUGAGAAUCACGUGGCCUCCCUCAGCCUGGACAAUAUCAGCAAGAGGGCCAAGAAGCUGACCUGGCUGGCUCCUGUGGAAUGGCGAGAGGAGUGCAACUGGGCUGGGAAAGACAUUGCUAUCGAGUGCAUGAACUUUGUGAAGAUGCUGCACAUGUACAACCGCACCCACUUGCUGGCCUGUGGCACAGGGGCCUUCCACCCCAUCUGUGCAUUUGUAGAGGUGGGCCAGGGGCUGGAGGAGCCGGUGCUCCGGCUGGACCUGAGAAGCCUGGAGGAUGGCAAAGGAAAGAGUCCUUAUGACCCCAAGCAUCAGGCUGCCUCCGUGCUGGUGGGGGAGGAGCUGUACUCGGGGGUGGCUGCAGACCUCAUGGGCCGGGACUUCACCAUCUUCCGCAGCCUGGGCCACAGGCCGAGCCUCCGCACAGAGCCCCACGACUCGCGCUGGCUCAAUGAGCCCAAGUUCGUCAAGGUCUUUUGGAUCCCGGAGAGCGAGAACCCGGAUGACGACAAGAUCUACUUCUUCUUCCGUGAGUUAGCGGUGGAGGCGGCACCAGCACUGGGACGCCUCUCUGUGUCCCGCGUCGGCCAGAUCUGCCGGAACGACGUGGGUGGCCAGCGCAGCCUGGUCAACAAGUGGACGACGUUUCUCAAGGCGCGCCUGGUGUGCUCGGUGCCUGGCCUCGAGGGUGACACCCAUUUCGAUCAGCUCCAGGAUGUGUUCCUGCUGCCCACGCGGGACCGCCGCAGCCCGCUGCUCUACGCCGUUUUCACCACGUCCAGUGGAGUCUUCCAGGGCUCGGCGGUGUGUGUGUACAGCAUGAACGACGUGCGCCGGGCUUUCCUGGGACCCUUCGCACACAAGGAGGGACCCACGCACCAGUGGGUGUCCUACCAGGGCCGCGUCCCCUAUCCCCGGCCUGGCAUGUGCCCCAGCAAGACCUUUGGCACCUUUAGUUCUACCAAGGACUUCCCAGAUGAUGUCAUCCAGUUUGCCCGGAACCACCCUCUCAUGUACAACCCAGUCCUGCCCAUGGCGGGGCGCCCUCUCUUCCUCCAAGUCGGUGCGGAGUAUACCUUCACCCAGAUCGCUGCUGACCGUGUAGCUGCUGCUGAUGGACAAUACGACGUCCUCUUCAUUGGCACAGAUGCAGGCACCGUGCUGAAAGUGAUCUCGGUCCCCAAAGGCGGCAGGCCCAUAGGGCUGCUCCUGGAGGAGCUGCACGUGUUUGAGGACUCUGCCGCCAUCACCAGCAUGCAGAUCUCUUCCAAGAGGCACCAGCUGUACGUAGCCUCGCGGAGCGCGGUGGCCCAGAUCGCGCUCCACCGCUGCGCUGCCCACGGCCGCGCCUGCGCCGAAUGCUGCCUGGCGCGUGACCCCUACUGCGCCUGGGACGGGGCCGCUUGCACGCGCUUCCAGCCCAGUGCCAAGAGGAGAUUUCGACGGCAAGACAUAAGGAACGGCGACCCUAGCACGUUGUGCUCCGGGGACUCUUCCCGCCCUGCGCUGCUGGAAAGGAAGGUGUUCGGCGUGGAGGGCGGCAGCACCUUCCUGGAGUGUGAACCCCGCUCACUGCAGGCGCGCGUGGAGUGGACCUUUCAGCGUGAGGGGGAAGCACCCCGCACCUUGGUACCCGCAGAGGAUCGCGCGGAGCGUACGGCGCAGGGGCUGCUGCUGCGCGGGUUGCGGCGCGGGGACUCGGGCGUGUACCUCUGCUCUGCCGUAGAGCAGGGCUUCUCGCAGCCUCUGCGUCGCCUGUCGCUGCACGUGCUGAGCUCCGCGCAGGCCGAGCAGCUGGCACGGGCCGAGGAGGCUGUGCCCGCAGCGUCGCCGGGCCCCAAGCUCUGGUACCGAGACUUCCUGCAGCUAGUGGAGCCCGGUGGCGGUGGCGCGAGCUCCUUGCGCAUGUGUCGCUCACCGCCCGCGCAGCGUCCGCCACCGCCUGCACCGCGGAAGAAGGGCCGCAACCGGCGGACUCACAGCCCCGAGCCGCGCGCCGAACGGUGGCCACGCAGCGCUUCUCAUUGGUGACUCGGGCGUUUCCACGCCGAGGACAGGCAGAAGACGACGGGCGGGAGAGGGGUCGGAUAGACCUGGGACACGGAGACGGAUAGAUCGGAACUGGGCUCCCUGCGGAUUCCAGCCGACUGACUGAAACACCGACAGGCUCUUGUUGAGGGGCAGCCGCCAGGCUUAUUUAUUAACAGAAGAUAACCUUUGAAUGUAGCCCUGAGAGGGGUGGCCCAGGCUGGGUGUGGGGUCUGGCAGGUCGGGAGGGGGUAGACAAAGCAGGGCUCUAGAGCAACCACAAGGGCUGUGGAGGUGCCAGGAGUGCACACCCUGGGAGACCCCUCCUUGGGCAGCCAGCAGGAAGCUGUGAACAGGCCGGGCUGCUGGGGGCAGGGGUGGGGCAGGCCGGCUGUACUAAAACAACGCAAUAAACACAUUAUCAGCCAAAGCUACAACGGCCCCAGUGGGCAGCCUCUA
This is a messenger RNA of Choloepus didactylus (southern two-toed sloth), 3123 nucleotides long. RefSeq names its product semaphorin 3B (gene SEMA3B). Gene Ontology annotation, molecular function: semaphorin receptor binding; chemorepellent activity. The record is from RefSeq and is a predicted model, not a curated record. NCBI's taxonomy places the organism in Eukaryota, Metazoa, Chordata, Mammalia, Pilosa, Megalonychidae. The coding region runs from base 427 to 2667 and encodes 746 amino acids. Gene Ontology annotation, biological process: positive regulation of cell migration; negative chemotaxis; axon guidance. The transcript has 18 exons.